AUGAGACAUAAGAAUCAUACAAGGAAGUUUGGUAGAGAUCACAAGCACAGAAAAGCUAUGAUGAGAAAUCUCAUUACUAGCUUGGUGACUCAUGAUAGAAUCACUACAACUUUGGCAAAGGCUAAGGAAUUAAGACCUUUAGCAGAGAAAAUAAUUAGAAAGGCCAAGGAAUAAGGUUAUCAAGGCAAUGUAUUUUUGAAGCAAACCCUGUUCACUAAAAAAUCAAUUGAAAGAGCAAAGACUGAACUAGCCCCCAGAUUCUAAGACUUGGCAGCAGGUUUCACUAGAGUUAAGUACCUAGGAAGAAGAACUAAUGACAAAGCCAAAUUUGGCUAUAUUGAAUUUAUAAAGAAUCCUAUUGAGCAAUACGAGAAAAAUGAAAUUAAGCAAGAAAUCGAGAAGAAUGGCAUUCAAUCAUUCUGGGCUUGGGAAAAGAAGAUCCUCAAGCAAGAAAAGGGGUAUUUCAAGUAGCAAAUCACUUAAUUGAAGCAAAAGAUUGAUUUGGAAGUAGAGAGCGUGCUCUAAACUUCUGCAGGUAACAAUUAAUCUGAGAUGGAGAGCUUUAACGCUCAAAUUAGAGCUGAUGUCGAGAAGAAGUACGCUUAAAAGAGAAAGUUCUUGGAAGUAUCUCUUGAAAGAGUAAUAAAAGAACAAGCGAUGCAUAGAACUCAAGAGAAUCAUAAAACUUACUAAAAAUUAACUGAGGGCUAUGCGUUCCCAAUCGACGAAUUCAGAAUAAAAUAAUUCUAAAGUUUAUGA
Stylonychia lemnae is the source of this 759-nucleotide messenger RNA. The record is from the annotation of a GenBank genome assembly. NCBI's taxonomy places the organism in Eukaryota, Ciliophora, Spirotrichea, Sporadotrichida, Oxytrichidae.